AUGGAGAAAGCAAAGUGUCGAUCCUACCGGAGCUGCAUUGCAGUGAUAACUUUGUCUGCAGUCGUUCUGACAAGCUGGCUGCUGUUGCAUUCGAUACCGAAAGCAAGCCAUUUACAUUUACCAUGCAGAGUCUUUCGAUCCCACCACAGGCAUCAUAAUGCCCACGUUGAACGGCGCAGAAGAAGCUCAGAGACCCUUUACGAACUUCUCAGCGACUCGCAAGAUACAUACUACGAUGAGGAUGCGUGGGUCGUCGGUACUACCUUCUUCUCGGAAAAUACAUUUUCGCGACAACCGUACGUCGCCAACGGGUAUAUUGGAAGUCGGAUACCGAACGUGGGGUUUGGCUACGCCCCCGACACCUUCAAUAUUUGGAUCCCCGAUGCAUCCACUCCAGGUGCCUUAGAUAACGGGUGGCCUCUGAGAAAUCGUCGUUUUGCUGGCGCUUUUGUAUCGGACUUUUAUGGCCUGGAACCUAAACUCAACUCAACGAAUUUCCCAGAACUGGAUGAUAAGGGUUACUCCACCGUGCUUUGUGCAAUUCCCCAAUGGACUGAUAUUGAUUUUUCUAUUCGCAACGAUACUUUAAAAUUCAAUGCCCAGAGUGUUCAUGCUCUUCAGGUUUCCAACUACAAUCAGAAUCUAUCUUUGCAAACCGGCACCGUGACUACAGAGCUCGACUGGCUGGAUACACUUCAUAUAAAGUCGACAGUCUUUGCUCAUAGGACAGUGCACCCAUUGGGAGUGGUCAAGCUAGAAAUUUCCUUGAUUCCGGAAAAUUCAGCCAAUAUUGACACAAUCGACUUGCAGGUGUAUGACACAUUAAACCACUCCACGUCAAGAAGAACUAACCUCAAAAAUUUGGGAUAUGAUACAGAUGGUAUCUUCAUGGAAGUAGAACCUAAUAACGUCCCUUACUCAUCAGCGGCUAUGUAUUCAACUUUGAGAUUUGCCUCUGCAGCAGGAAACCUCGAUGGGGUUUUGUUUCAAGUUACAGAUGCCAACACAUCCGUUAUCAGUAAACAUUUUGUGCAGUUAACUGCAGAGAAUCCAUCCGUCACCAUUUUCAAAUACGUAGGGGUAAUGUCAACAGAAUAUGAUCGGUACGACAAAACUGCCCCAAAUUCCCAAAUUGCAAAGGAUAUCGUAAUGUCACAUUUAGGAGCAUACAAUACACUCUCGGAGAUCCAUCGGCAAGAGUGGAUCAAUUUGUAUGACAAUGCUUCUAUAGAAAUACCUUCAGACAGUCUCCUUGAAUUAGCUGCCAAGUCGUCACUUUUUCACUUGUUAGCAAACACUAGAAGAUUUAACGUUUCUCAGGAGCGGGGGUUACCGGUGCCAUCGUCAGGCUUAAGCUCUGACUCAUAUGCAGGCCUGGUUUUCUGGGAUGCAGAUCUUUGGAUUUUGCCUUCCUUACUUCCAUUUUUCCCCGACAUAUCAAGGCAUAUGGUAAACUAUCGCGAAAAAACCCACGAGCAGGCGAAAACCAAUGCAGCUUCCAAUGGAUGGCCUGGUGCAUUAUAUCCCUGGACAUCAGGAAGAUUCGCAAACUGCACUUCGACAGGCCCAUGUGUCGAUUAUGAAUAUCAUAUCAAUAUCGAUGUGGCCAUGGCUUCUUUUUUGGUAUACCUAAAUGGGGCCAACGGAAUCGAUGACGAAUAUCUCCGAAAAACAACGUGGCCGUUGGUGAGAGAUGCUGCCACCUUCUUCACAGCCUUUGUGAAAUACAACCCAGAGUUGGAUGCGUAUGAGACCCAUAAUAUGACAGAUCCUGACGAGUAUGCCAAUUUCGUAAGUAACGGAGCCUUCACGAACGCUGGUAUCAAAACGCUAUUGAAGUGGGCCAUUGACAUUGGAAGGCAUUUGAAGGAAAAAGUGGACCCAAAAUGGAAAGAGGUGUCUAGCAAAAUUUUAAUUCCCAUUGCCGAGUCUAAUAUCACACUUGAAUACUCGGGCAUGAAUUCAUCUGUCGAAAUUAAGCAAGCUGACGUUAUGUUAAUGACUUAUCCUCUAGGCUAUAUCACAGAUGAGACCAUUUUGGAUAACGCCAUUAGGAAUUUGUAUUACUAUUCUGAGCGUCAAUCGGCGAGUGGGCCCGCAAUGACAUACCCUGUUUUUGUGGCCGCAGCGGCCGGUUUGCUGAAUCAUGGUUGCUCAUCACAAAGUUAUCUUUAUAAGUCGGUCUUACCUUACGUGAGAGCUCCCUUUGUGCAAUUCAGCGAGCAGUCAGACGAUAAUUUUCUCACCAAUGGUUUUACUCAACCUGCUUUUCCUUUUCUAACUGGUAAUGGCGGUUAUUUACAAUCGUUACUAUUCGGAUUGACGGGUCUCCGCUAUUCAUAUUCUACUAAUAAGACUACUGGUCAAAUUGACAGGCUUCUGAAGUUCAAUCCUAUAAAGCUGCCCUUGCUGGCUGGGGGCAUUACGAUUAGAAACUUUAAGUACAUGGGUCAAGUUUUAGACGUCGAGAUAGGCGACGAAAAUGCCACAGUCGUGCACAAAUCGGGCGUUAAUCCAAUCAAUAUUCGUGUUUUGGAUCGAAAUAUUAUCCACGAUCGAGAGAUGGGCCUCUUUCACCAACCUCACGUCCAUCGACACAAAGACUUGCCUGCCAAAGAUGUUGUGCUACAGCCUGGUGAGACGCUUAGUGUCAAACUAUUUGAACCACUGUUAAACAUCGACGGUAACCUCGCAGAGGGGAAACAGGUUACUAAUUUUACCACCGGUGUCCCCGGAGAUGUUAUAUACUCAGUCACAGAUGGUAAUAACUUUACUCAUUGGCAGCCCCUGCACAAGGAAGACUGCGCCAAGAUCCUGAUAGAUUUGGGCCCUGGUAAUGAGUAUGCUCUUAACGGCGGGACAAUACUGUGGGGAGGAAGACCUGCGCGGAAUAUUUCAGUAUUUGUACUGCCAUACAAGGGAGACAUCGAGGAGGCGUUGUACAAUGCUUCUAGGGAAGUUGAAGAAUUUAGCCCCGAAACAGCGACUGAUAUUUUGGGUUUCACUGGUCAGGCGUUGGACAUGCAGUCGAGAUUAAGUGGUACAAGGGAACAAUUCUAUGACAAUGUAGACUGCCGAGAAAUGCUGCACUCUCAGAAAUUAGAUAUUGGACAACUCUCCAAAAUAUCACCCGAUGCGUUGCUACUGAAAAGCCGGUUCGUGCCAGUGCUGAGAGACUUAAAAGUGACACCAUCAGUACCGUAUGUAUGGGAAGACGCUAGCAAAGGGGAGAUUCAAAUCCCGCGCAGCAACGUCACGAAUUUUGUUUUUGAUUACCAAAACUACACUAAUGAAUCGGUAACCGCUCUCUGGCCGCCGCCUCGGUUCGUACUACUAUGUGUGCAAGGUACUUUCGACGACGACGAUGAUCCCCGCGGAGCGACAAUUAAAGAGAUCGGAUUGAUGCAAUAA
This is a messenger RNA of Lachancea dasiensis, 3411 nucleotides long. Lineage: Eukaryota; Fungi; Ascomycota; Saccharomycetes; Saccharomycetales; Saccharomycetaceae. The record is from the annotation of a GenBank genome assembly.